This is a messenger RNA of Rhodotorula toruloides NP11, 864 nucleotides long. Its product is annotated as NmrA-like domain containing protein. The transcript has 4 exons. The record is from RefSeq and is a predicted model, not a curated record. Bases 1 to 864 code for a protein of 287 amino acids. NCBI's taxonomy places the organism in Eukaryota, Fungi, Basidiomycota, Microbotryomycetes, Sporidiobolales, Sporidiobolaceae.
AUGCCCGCCCUCUCCCCGGUCACACUCGUCGUCGGCGCAACUGGCAAGCAAGGCUCAGCUGUCGUCCGCGCCCUCCAAGCCCUGCCUCAGCCGCCGCAAAUCCGCGCCCUCUCGCGCAACCCGUUUUCGCCUGCCGCACAGAAGCUCAAGGACCAGGGCAUCGAGGUCGUCAAGGGCGACCUGACCGACCCAUCCAGCCUCGACGAGGCACUCGUCGGCGUCGCUUCCGCCUUCUUCGUCACGACUCUCCCGACGAAAGGCCAGCCGACGGAGGACCAGCAAGGCAAGAACUUCAUCGCCGCCGCUCAACGCGCCUCACUCCCCUUCCUCGUCUUCUCGUCCGUCGCCAAUGCCACUCCCACAAUUGGCGUCCCUCACUUCGAGACCAAGGCGGUCAUCGAGGAGGCGCUCAAGGCGAGCGGCUUGCGGUACGCGGUGGUUGCGCCAGUCGCCUUUGCGGACAAUUACCCGACUGAGGCCGGCUUCGCGCUCACGAUGGCGCUCGGUUUCUUCGACGCCGCGCUCAAGGGCAAGAAGCUCCAGCUCGUCUCGACGGACGACAUUGGCUACGUCGCCGCUGAGAUGCUGAACAAUCCGGCUCGCUUCGCCGGCCGCCACGUCGACCUGGCAAGCGACUCUCUCACGAUGCGCGAAGUCCAGCAGACCUACUCGCGCGUCCUCGGCCGUCGUGUCUCCAAGGCGUGGCUGCCAGGCGCCGUCGUCGCGCUCAUCCCGCACGACUUCAAGCAGAUGAUGCGCUGGUUCCACGACGUCGGCUACUCGGCGGAUAUCGCGGCGUUGAAGCAGGAGUUCCCGAAGCUCAAGUCCUUCGAGCAGUGGUUGCGGGAUCAGCGGAAGCAGUAG